AUGGCCACUGUACAAUUGCAGAGGAUGACUUGUAUGAGUCCAUUGGUAUUUCCCACUAAAAUAUCAACUGAGAAUCAGUCGUUGAUGUUAGUGAAGAGGCUCUUAGCAGUUUCAAUAUCUUGCAUCACCUAUUUGAGAGGAAUAUUUCCAGAACGUGCUUAUGGAACAAGAUAUCUAGAUGAUCUUUGUGUCAAAAUUCUGAAAGAAGAUAAAAAAUGUCCAGGUUCUUCACAGUUAAUUAAGUGGAUGCUAGGAUGCUACGAUGCUUUGCAGAAAAAAUAUCUAAGGAUGAUCAUUCUGGCUGUAUACACCGAUCCAGAAGAUCCUGUGACAAUUUCAGAAUGUUAUCAAUUUAAGUUCAAGUACAACAAAAAUGGACCAGUCAUGGACUUUAUAAGCAAAAAUCAAAGCAGUAAAUCUAAUGCACCAUCUGCUGACACCAAGAAAGCAAGUAUUCUCCUCAUUCGGAAGAUUUAUGUUCUAAUGCAAAAUCUGGGACCUUUACCUAAUGAUGUUUGUUUGACCAUGAAACUUUUUUACUAUGACAGAGUCACACCCCCAGAUUACCAACCUCCUGGUUUUAAGGAUGGUGAUUGUGAAGGAAUAGUAUUUGAAGGGGAUCCUACAUACUUAAAUGUGGGAGAAGUCCCAACACCUUUUCACACCUUCAGAUUAAAAGUGACCACUGAGAAAUAUCGAAUGGAAAAUAUUGACCCAAGUGUACUAGUACCCAAACAAUCAAAAAUACCGUUUCGGAAACUUCUAAUGGACAAAGAUGAUAUAGAAGAUGAAAAUCAUGUAAGUGAUAAUUGUGACAUUAAUACUAAAAUGGAAAAGCAGAAAAAAAACUCAGGAGCUUCUGAAAUUAGAGAACCAAAUUUAGUUUGUAAGGAAGAUGAAAUUAUGCAGUAUAAAGAAAGCUCAAAUCUUCUAAUUUCUCAUUCUCAGGUUGAACAGUUAGUCAGUAAAACAUCUGAACUUCAUAUGUCUGAAAGCAAAACAAGAAGUGGAAAAAUAUUUCAGAAUAAAAUGGUAAAUGGAAAUCAACAAGUACGAUCUUCUAAAGAAACUCGGAAGAGACGUCAACGUGAAUCUGGGAGACAUCAACAUGAAUCUGGGAGAACAAUCCUCCAACUCUUUGAAUCUUCUGGUCAAGAGUCAGUGUGGAAAAGAAGAAGAGUUAGAGAGCCAAAGGAACAUACAUAAAAAUUAUUUUUUCUUAUUCAUAUUUGUAAUU
Molecule: messenger RNA, 1237 nt
Organism: Nannospalax galili (Upper Galilee mountains blind mole rat)
Lineage: Eukaryota; Metazoa; Chordata; Mammalia; Rodentia; Spalacidae
Gene: Hormad1
Product: HORMA domain containing 1
Exons: 14
Coding region: 1-1206 (401 amino acids)
Source: RefSeq, a predicted model, not a curated record